Capronia coronata CBS 617.96 is the source of this 2613-nucleotide messenger RNA. RefSeq lists its product as uncharacterized. Bases 1 to 2613 code for a protein of 870 amino acids. The transcript has a single exon. The record is from RefSeq and is a predicted model, not a curated record. Lineage: Eukaryota; Fungi; Ascomycota; Eurotiomycetes; Chaetothyriales; Herpotrichiellaceae.
AUGCCUCCCCGCCGGGCGGUUCGCUCGGUGAGCAGGAAGAGCACUCCUCUAUCGCCUCCAAGGGCAUCUUCGACCAACGUUCCUGUCGACACGCCAACUCCAAACAAACGCGCUACCAGAUCCUCCAGUCGCAAUGUCACCGCUGCCCACCAGCAGCCGCGAAGUAUUGACGAGGUCCUGGCCACCGUGCACGAGGGAUAUGAAUCACAGCGCGACGACGAGCUCGGCGAUAGGAAUCCGCCCUCUCGCGAACUGAGUACUGAUGGCUCUGACCUGGAGAGCAUGCUGAACAACUUGGAUCUGGACGCCAUUGUUGAUAAUAUCAACCUUCUGCAUGAUGAUGCCAGAGACCUGCUUAGUCUCUUUGAGAGACAUGAUACCGCUGGACUCCAUACCUUGGUUGCAAAGUUGUCCCAAAUAAAUUCUUCUGAACGUAAACGCCUCAGGAUACGAGAAAGGAGAUUCGAGACGAGUCGAGAGCCAUAUGUUGAGUCGAACUACAUAAAACCUAGCAUCGUCGUUGGCUCUCUGGCUGCAAGAGACCCCGAUGGAGACAUUCAUGGUCCCUGGCGCCCAGAUCCUGUCCUCUACCUUGCUAAUCUUGCCUCGCAAAUGGUGGCAGUGUUGAGCACAAACCCCGAACACCGAUCCGACUACCUCCAAUACAUGUUUAAUAACUUCCCUCUGCCCUUCACCGACAUGGACCUCUUUGCAAUUGAGGAACCAAUGCUUGAUCAGACCGUCGACCUAAGCCUCGACAUUCUCACUCAAUUUUUCAUCUACCGAGCAAAAGCGGACCAAAAACGCGUUGAAUUCGACCCGGACGCCCUGGCCCGCCAAGUGUUUUGGACCGAUGAGGGAGCUUUGCGAGUCUUCGUUCAUGACAGCACCCUGGACAAGACCACCGAGCGCCUCCAAGCUCUGAGAAAGCAUUUCAGUCUUGACCCCCAGCAACCGGUGGACAUCCAUACUUUGGAAGAACAGUUUUCGUGGCCGGGCUUCGUCGUUGAAGUCACGAAGUGGACUAUGAGCCGCAAGCAAGACCUGGACCAAUUCAUCAGUUCAAUUGGCGGCAUAGAUACCAUCGCUGACUUCCUUUCCGCAAAGUUUCUGGCAGACAGUCAGCAGAUUAAGGAAGGAGCUCACGAUGAGCCCGAUGUUGGUGCAGAGCAUCGCGUGGAGCAGCGAGCCGUCGACCCCAAUCUUGGUCCAGCAUCCAAUAGGCAGGACAGCCCGGCAGGACCUCCGACAGGCAGCAAGCUCAGUUCCCGCCUUAAUAGGUUCAACACGCUCAAGGCAACCUAUGCUGCCAAGGCAUCAGGCGCCGACAUAAGCCUGGCUAUGGUGACCGAAGUUGAGUCAAUUCGCGAAACUCCACAGUCACCGACACCUGUGGAAAAUGAUGAUGACGGAAUGAUGGAUGAGGACCAAGCAUCCGCACAGUACCCGCAUACUUCUCAAGCGGGCGGCCAAACUGACAACGGUGACAGCCACAGCGAUGACGACAGCGAACUCGUUCGACAGAGGAUCGAAUUCUUCCGGACUGCUCGCCGACAGCAGGAACAGAGCGAAAAGGAGAAUAAGAAGAUGGCGGCCAAAAAGCCGUCUCUCUUAGAUCGACAAGAAGAUGCCGAACGAGUCUCUUUUUCCGAAGCUCCCGAAGAAGAUUACCCAGCUCCACAACCGCAUAAACGUCAGAGAUUAGAUAGUGAGCCGUCAGAAGAGGAGGAGGAUGCGUUCGAGAUAGACCAAAGAGCUGCGAAAAAGCGUCGAGUCGAUGAUGUACAAGAUAGGCAGCGAUCAGUGGCGGUCAGUGAUGCCGGCCGCAGGAUUCGUGGAGAGCCGCCCAUCACAGAAGCCGAUCCCGUUGUGGACAGCGACGACGACUACGUCAACAAUGAUGAUGAAGAUGAUGAUGAUGCGGAAAAUGAACCACAAGUUAUCCCCGCUACUCAGAGAUGGACGCCCAGAUCGACUCUAGCAAUGCAGGCUGCUCGCGCCGCUCAACAAGGCCUCACCCAACGGCGCCCUCCACCAUCGACAGCACCACAACCACGUCCGCCACCAACAAGUACGCAACAAUCAAGCCACACCCUCAACCGCGCACCGUUGGGAACCGUCAUCGGAUCUCGCCCUCCCGCCUCAAGCGCACCGAAUCCCCGGCACCGCGCUGCUCCCGCCGAGGCCCCCGCUCGCCGCGUGUCUCCUCCACGCCGCAAUGAUCCAUACGACCCCGAACCGCCUCGGUCCCAGAUCGCCCAGGUGAACCGGGAAGCCAAGCUGGCCACUCGACUGUCGCGCGAAUUCAGAUGCCCCAAAGUCCAAGUGCGCCGAGGCUACACGGACGAGGAAGUCGAACGUCUCAUGGAGAUGGUGGCCCUGUACGGAACAAGCUGGGCCACCAUUUUGAAAGAGGACCAGUUCCAUCCCGACGGACCGCGGCUACAGGGGCGAGGCCAGGUCCAGCUGAAAGACAAGGCUCGGAAUAUCAAGAUGGAUUUCUUGAAGUAUGUCUUUUUCCCUCCCCCAAUGUCCACGCUUGCCCCCUCAAUCAAUCCAUUGGAGUCCACAUUGCGUGGAAUCUGUUCUGUUUUUCUGAUCUCUGAUGUUUGA